AUGAACAUCCAAGCGGCGAUCAAGGGAAUUAUACGUCUGGUUUUCCAGAAUAUUGGUCAUAUCGCGUCUUCAGAAGGUACGUAUGCUGCUCCAAGUGUUAAGGGAAUAGGCUUGAGGCCGGUGGAGAAUCGUGGUGUAUUCCUAAGGCUAUGUUUGGUAGCCGCCUCAUCACUGUACUUUGGAGGUUUCAUUGCUCACAAAGGUGCAUCGUACUUGGAAGAAAACGAAAUAUUCGUACCCGCAGACGAUGACGAUGAUGACUAG
Messenger RNA from Strongylus vulgaris, 264 nucleotides. NCBI's taxonomy places the organism in Eukaryota, Metazoa, Nematoda, Chromadorea, Rhabditida, Strongylidae. The record is from the annotation of a GenBank genome assembly.